UCCUCUUCACCUCCGACCUCGACCAGUGGUGGAUUUACGCGACCUCCGCUGGUAGAAGUUGUAUCUUCUGAAGGAGAGUCGCGACCAGCACAAGAAUCUCCUGCAUCAAGAACAGUUUGCUCUCCCAGCGUCCAGGCUGUAUUCCACCAACCAUCUGGAGUGUCUGCCUCCUCUUCACCUGAGGUAGGUGCACAAACACUGCAGAAGGUUGCAGGUGGACAAAAGAGACAAGCUUCUACCACCACGACUUCCCCAACUUCAGAGGUAGGUCAUCCUUUUUCAUCAGCUUCUGCGAGACAGCUUUCGCAGCCAACGCAGCACGUUCCAGGUUCUCCGUUAAGGUACCAUCGAGAAUGUACUUCUCACGGACCCAUUGAAAUAUACCAGAAAAGCAUGCUAGAAGGCGAUAUAAAAGGUAAUCCUUCUGUUCGGAGAAUGUACAGUUGUGACGCGUUGAUGAAAUCGAACAGUCAAAGCGUACUCAGACAGGACUUCGCAGGAAUACAACUAGAACAAGGAGGUGCCAGAUUUCAAUCUUCACAGCCUGCAUCUGGGCAACAUUCCAUUCCACAGCCUGCAUCCCCAACGACACCACUCAUGCAAAGAUGUCUAGUUUCAUCUUCUACUAGUACUGCACCACUCGUACAACAAGAACAACAACGUCUAGUUUCAUCAUCUUCUACGUCUACUGCACCACUCGUACAACAACAGCGUCUAGUAGUUUCAUCUUCUGUCCUCCCUGGCGCGUUGGCUGUUCCUAUACCUGUUCCUUCGUGGCAGUACAGCCACAAUCCCUUGAUCAUGCAACACCAUAGUCUAGCUUCUACUUCUGCUUAUCUACAUCCUCCUCAAUCUCAAGCAGUGCUAGUUGCACCCCAAGCCCAACCGCAGGCACAUCAAACCUCUCCAGUCCACCUUGUCCAACCCCUGCAGCAGGUCGCGGAAAGAACCAGUCCAACUUCUAGUACACCAAUAUUGAUUAAGGCUAGGUGUCUAUCACUAUUUUUCCAUGGAUGUGGUUGAGUAUGCUGAGUGAAGUCCAGUCCCUUGACUUCUUCAAGGGAAAGAAACAAAGGGGGAAACUGACACAGCAGAGCAUCUCACUCAGUCCUCAAGGACUAUAGUGAGAAACUAGCGUUAAACUGAAAAUAGGAGCAGGACCUUAUACUUUUCACGCGGCUCAGAGUGCCUCCAGUCAACCCGUAGCACCUACAUCCAGAGUCGUUGGUCGAAGCUCUCCGCCACCUUCACCGUUUAUCGAAUACCGCAGUCUCUAAGCACUUCAGAAGUGGUCAUGAUUUCCAUUUAGAUUGUCACGACGGCGCGCACAGGUUCGUGCUGCGUUUUUUCUAUUCAAUUUCCACUGACUUCUAGGACUGCUUGUAGUUUCAUCUUUGACUUGUCGUGCUCGAAGAUCAAGAUAGAUAUGAACUUCCACCAAUUAUACUUAACUACUUCCUGUUCCUUGUAUUUUCAUCGUAGACUGACACUAAGUAAUGCUCGAAGAAGUAGAUCGAAAUCGAAGAUGUCGAUUCUGGUCCACGCGUUUCAAAUUGAUUGCACCUAACCUCCCACAUAAAUCCUGUAGAUGAACUACUAGGAGUGCUUCUUGUUCAGGAUCAGGGGUUCUUUUUCUUCGUGUAUUAAUAGCGUCAAACACUGUAAAGCGAAGAAGCUGACUGUGACUUUCUUUUUCUGUCAUGAUAAAACCUCCGUUAUCCGUGAAAAUUAGAGAAUAAGACAAAAAUAUAUAUCGAAGACCACUCAACAUUACUCCUAUCUGAGACAACUCAACGUAUUCGUAUCCAUGACAAGAAUCCACUAGUACAAGGAAGAACAAACUUGAGUGGUUCCGGUAUUUGGUAACCUGAAUUUGAUCAUAAGGGAAAACAAGAAGAGAACCCCUAGGAUCAAACUCAGGUUACCAAAUACCAGAACCAUACAAAACUGGGUAUUCCUAUUUUGAAGAUUCUUUGUAAUUGUAAACAUUGCUUGAUUUUUUGACCUUCUGAAUACUAGCAAGCAGCAAUCAUUGACGUAAAAUUGUAGCGAGAUUGUUCUCGAAAACACCACCAUGAUGUCCACGUCAGCUCUGGCAUGGUUUCGGUUGCCUUUGUUACGUGUUUUCAUUCAUCGCCCCGUCAAGUGAGACUCUUCGAGAAGUGUUCUGGGGAGGUCUGGUUGAUACCUGAAUAUUUUUUCGUGUCCCAAGUUUUGUUGUACACAAU
Messenger RNA from Amoebophrya sp. A25, 2228 nucleotides. The record is from the annotation of a GenBank genome assembly. Lineage: Eukaryota; Dinophyceae; Syndiniales; Amoebophryaceae.